This is a messenger RNA of Rhincodon typus (whale shark), 1551 nucleotides long. Its product is annotated as protein FAM162A-like. Lineage: Eukaryota; Metazoa; Chordata; Chondrichthyes; Orectolobiformes; Rhincodontidae. The record is from RefSeq and is a predicted model, not a curated record. Bases 154 to 645 code for a protein of 163 amino acids. The transcript is spliced from 4 exons.
UUUUACUUCCUCCAGCAGCGCCUUGCAUCAGAGCAGACGAGCGUCAUUGCUGAGAACUGUCCACCUCGUCUGUGGGUUUCUUUCCCCCCCACCCCCCACCAGCACUUCGGUGAUUCCUGUACUCCGCUGCUGUCCCGUCCCCGGAGUCGAGAGAUGUGGAGAACUGUACUGAGAGCCAGGAGCCUGAUGCCAGGCGCAAUCCCUGCCAGAGUCCCGGUCCCUCCGAGAGCCAGGCCUGGGACAGCGCUGCUCUGUAGCCGAGUGAACCAGGGCGGAGCUGUUCAAGCUACAGAGCCCAGUAUGCAGCCUGCAGCACCUCAGCCAGCCUGUUCUGCCUACAAACUCCAAGGCCGUACACCUUCAGCAUUAGACAAGAAGCUUCUCCUGUGGUCUGGGCGCUUCAAAAGAGAGCAGGAUAUACCAGAAAUGGUUUCGAAUGAAAUGCUUUAUGCAGCUGGAAACAAAAUCAGGGUGAAGAUCUGCUACAUAAUGAUAGGUUUGACAGUUAUGGCCUGUUUGGUAAUGGUGGUCUCUGGAAAGAAGGCUUUUAAACAGCAUGAGAACCUCACCAAAUGGAACUUGGAGAAAAAAGCCAAAUUGAAGGAGGAAUUUGAACAGAAGCUGGCCACAGAAAAAGCACAGUAACUGCAAUAAAGACUAGCUGUACCAAUUUACCUCUUCCUAUCAGUGGCACGAAAGACAAACUAAUGGUCUCUUCGACAACGGGUUCUGAAGUAUGUUGGUACACAGUUAACGACAGUCAGGAUGAGUACUCAGCAAUGUCAUCAGUGCUUGUUCUGAAGAAUGGGCCAAUCCUCCCUUAUUUCCAUUUUAUACUCUCCCACACUUCUCUGAAACUUUUUGUUUUAGAUUUUAUGAUUGUCAAAUGAAGCCAGAUUAUUAUUGAUACUUUCCAAUGAAUUGCUAUCUUUUGUUUCUAGCAGAGAAGCCAGCUCAUUUCACUGGGUAAUAUAUCCACUGAUGGCAAGCUGAGGAAUUUGAGACUUUUUUUCGCCCCGCUGGAGUCUGUGUGUCUAUGACAUGGAUACUCAGGCCACACCUCUAUUAAAUUAUUAAUCUCAAUAUAUAAUGGCAUUUUUGCUACCUCUUUUUGAAUACUCAAAGCAUAACGUCAGCACUUGGUCGCAGCUCAGCUCUCUGGUGAUGUUAAUGAAUGAUCCUCCAUUUAUUUCAAAUUUUUUUUUAGCAUCGCCAGUAUUUUGUUUUUCUCAUAUAAUUCCUACCCUUUGAAAACCAGGUUGGUCUCCUGCAGUGUGGAUUGAUCUUUAUCAGAGCGAAAAUUGCAACAUCCUAUCAGCAUUUUUCAAUCACGAUAAAACACCACAGAUCAUAGUGAACCAAGCCAGUAAACCACUAUCCUCCCACAUCAGGGAAAUCUGUUUUUAAUUAUGAAAGUCAACCUUCAAAGGUUUAAUGUAUGUCAUGUCUAAAACUGUAGUAUUAAAUCAAUUUAAUAUUUUGUAGCAGAUUCUAGUCUGAUGGUUCUUGUGACUUCCUGAAUAAAAAUUAUCUGUUAUCUUGUUGUCUAAA